Messenger RNA from Esox lucius (northern pike), 1649 nucleotides. It is a transcript of the gene fgf10b, whose product is annotated as fibroblast growth factor 10b. Gene Ontology annotation, molecular function: growth factor activity; type 2 fibroblast growth factor receptor binding; chemoattractant activity. Bases 658 to 1401 code for a protein of 247 amino acids. Gene Ontology annotation, cellular component: cytoplasm. The transcript is spliced from 3 exons. Gene Ontology annotation, biological process: animal organ morphogenesis; positive regulation of canonical Wnt signaling pathway; secretion by lung epithelial cell involved in lung growth. Lineage: Eukaryota; Metazoa; Chordata; Actinopteri; Esociformes; Esocidae. The record is from RefSeq and is a predicted model, not a curated record.
GUGGAGCCAUUGUGGAGAGGAGAGCUGAGAGGAGGAGAAUCUCCCUAACACACAUAUUGGUCAGACACGAUUUCAAAGUCAAUUUUCUUUGACCUUCUCUCUCCUUUCAGUGAAAUUUGGAAAUCUGUGGAGGAUAUCUGGCAGCAAGGAGUUUUUGGAUGACGGAGUGGGGUAUAAACCUGGACAAAGGGUGGCAGAACUUUUUUCUUAUGUUGGACUAACUAUCUGAGGAAAUCUGUUUUGGAGUAUAAUUCAGCACCAGGAACAGCUACGGAUAGAAGAAAUGGGACAUAGGAUGCCUGCCUGGGUUGUCAUUGGAAUACAUUAACAGUAUUUGCACUGGCAACAAUAAGGAGAGUGAGACAAUUGCCUGUUUAAUUCAUUGAUUUGAAUUCAUCUUCAUUUAUACUGGACUUCAGUAUAGAAAGAAAAGGGGGACUCAUAGUUGUGAAAUUGGAACAGUUUUUUAUCCAAAUAUUUCUUAUUGAGUAGAGAUUUGCUUUUGUAAAGAGAUCUGAUAAAACAGGUACCGGAGAGCUGGUGGUUAACCUGAUUUCCCAGGAGGUUUCCCCUCCUUACCUUCCCAGCUCCCCCCUGUCCCCAGCAGCAUGUCCCAGGCUGUGAGGCUGCUUCCAGACCUCCCCACACCACACUACCAUGACCAUAUGGACUGCUGGAGGGAGUGAGGCUGCCUCUGUCUGGGCCACCGCUGGGUCUGGUUUAAGGUCUGGCUCCGGGUCCAGGUUUACGUUUGGGUCUGCACUAAGGUCCAUCUCUUCCGUCCCAAGCCUGUCCCUCUCUCUGCUGCUAGCACUGCUGCUCUCCCUUUCCCUCCCCCUGGCUGUCAGCCACCAACCUCCCCACAGGGACAACCUCCAGCCCCCUAACGCUAGCCCCAACAGUGGCCUUAGGGCACCAGUGAACAGUUCCCUGGCUCGGGAUCAUUUGAGAAGGACAGGGUGUCUGCCAGGGAGACACGUACGCAGCUACAACCACCUGCAAGGGGAUGUGCGGCAGAGGAAGCUAUUCUCCUUCCAGAAGUUCUUCCUGCGGAUCGAUAGGAAUGGGGGAGUCAACGGGACCAAGAUCAAAGAUGACCCCCUCAGUAUUCUCGAAAUCACGUCGGUGGAUGUGGGGGUGGUGGCUAUCAAAGGGCUGGGCAGUAACCACUACCUUGCAAUCAGCAGGAAGGGAGAGCUGUACGGAGCGAGAGAGUUUGGAAUUGACUGCACACUGAAGGAGCGCAUUGAGGAGAACGGCUACAACACCUACGCCUCAGCUCAGUGGAGGAACAACAAGAGACAGAUGUUUGUGGGCCUGAGUGUCCAUGGGAAGCCCCUGAGAGGGAAGAAAACCCGCCGGAAGAACACAGCCACACAUUUCCUCCCCAUCAUGGUGUGAUGAUUAGGAGCGUUUUUCUGGGGAAGACCUUUGUGGAUUAGAUACAACAAACAACCUUUCAACUAACUGUGACAAUGUACUGGUAUCUAGACCAAGAGUAUCUGAAUUAAAGUACAUAGUAUUCUCUCUGUGAAGAUGACACAGAUGCUUCCUGCUUCCGACUUUGCUUGAGACGUUACGUUGGUUUGGGAGUGGACAGUGUUUUCUGUGGCACAGGGUGAAAUAAGAACCCUAUUCUGUGCUGAAUC